This is a messenger RNA of Salvia splendens (bonfire salvia), 1541 nucleotides long. Its product is annotated as mitochondrial arginine transporter BAC1. The transcript is spliced from 8 exons. NCBI's taxonomy places the organism in Eukaryota, Viridiplantae, Streptophyta, Magnoliopsida, Lamiales, Lamiaceae. Gene Ontology annotation, molecular function: L-ornithine transmembrane transporter activity. Gene Ontology annotation, biological process: mitochondrial L-ornithine transmembrane transport. The coding region runs from base 208 to 1131 and encodes 307 amino acids. The record is from RefSeq and is a predicted model, not a curated record.
AGCAGGAGCGGCAUCCACUCUCAGCUUCCGACCUAUCUUCACUACUGCGUCCGCGCCCCCCGCCACCGGAUUUCUGUCACCUGUGAGAAUUUGAUCUCACAGUUAGUGCAAUUGAGAAGAUGAUCCUGCUCAAUGCUGUUUCUCAUGGCUUAGUCACUUAAUUUUAGAGUUUCUGGAGUGAGAGUGUUCAUAUUAGAGAAUAGAGCUAUGGGGGAGAGUGCGGGUUUUUCGUCGGGUUACAAGGAAUACGUCGCCGGUAUGCUGGCUGGAGUUGCCACUGUCAUUGUUGGUCAUCCAUUCGAUACUGUCAAGGUGAAGCUGCAAAAACAUAAUAUAGAAGCUAAUGGGAUUAAGUACAGGAGUGGUUUGCAUUGUACUAUAAGAAUAUUGAAGACGGAAGGAGUUAAAGGACUCUAUUCUGGCGCAACGUCGUCUUUUGUUGGAAUGGCCUUUGAAAGCUCACUUGCCUUUGGAAUCUAUUCCCAGACAAAACAUGUUCUCCAGGGAAAACCAGAAAGUGGAAAGCCACAGCUUCUUGCCAUACUUCCUUCAGGAGCUUUUGCUGGAGGUAUUAUUAGCUUUAUACUAUGCCCAUCUGAGCUGGUAAAGUGUAGAAUGCAAGUGCAAGGUGCUGACUCUAUCCUUCAAAGUUCAAGUCGAUACAGCAGUCCUGUUGAUUGUGCCGUAAAAACUGUUAAAAGUGAAGGGCUUACAGGCCUUUUCCGCGGAGGAGGUGCCAUGUUUUUUAGAGAAUCUAUUGGAAAUGCUGUCUUCUUUAGCACUUAUGAGUAUGUGCGCUAUUACAUGCAUAAACCACUCAGAGAUGCCUCCUCUGAUCUAACCCAUGUGAUUGAUGUCGGAGUUGGGAUUGUUAGUGGCGGCCUUGGUGGGAUAGCCUGUUGGUCGGCUGUGCUGCCAUUAGAUGUUGCAAAGACCAUAAUCCAAACUUCACCGGAGAAGAACCAUACAAGAAAUCCAGUCCAGAUUCUAAAAUUGAUUUAUAGGAGAUCCGGAAUCAGAGGAUGCUAUACGGGGCUUGGUCCUACAAUAGUUAGAGCAUUUCCCGCUAAUGCUUCUGCUAUUGUCACAUGGGAACUGGCUAUGAAAAUUCUGGGGAUCAAGCGUGAUUAACACCGGUGUGCUGUCGGAAGACAUAAUUGCUGAUUCUGUUUCUGGUCACUCCAAAAAAGAUGGUGAUACUUUUUAUCGGUACUCAGUUUGGUUCCUUCAAGAUUACUCCCAAUCUGGCACAAUAGUGUUGAAAUGAUCUGAUGAAAUAGACAUAAAUUAUGGUCCAGUCAUACUUCGCUUAUCAAUGAUUGGAGGUGGAUUUGAUGUAUUGGAUUGUUUUACUUACUUUGUAUAAUUUACAAUUUGUUUCUCUCAUCUGCUUUAUUUAUCCUUGAUAAGGAACUCAGUGAGCUCUUGAUUCAAGUCAUACACAAAUAUUUGAAGCUUACUUAAUGUCUAUGGAUAAGAACAUGUGCAGAUUGCAGCACAGGCUGUAUGGUUUUAUGAGCAUGGAAUUUCUGAUUUUUCAA